Messenger RNA from Lytechinus pictus (painted urchin), 5817 nucleotides. RefSeq names its product carboxylesterase 5A-like. Lineage: Eukaryota; Metazoa; Echinodermata; Echinoidea; Temnopleuroida; Toxopneustidae. Bases 279 to 2099 code for a protein of 606 amino acids. The transcript has 10 exons. The record is from RefSeq and is a predicted model, not a curated record.
GCCUCAGUUAGCCGAUCGAGCCAGGGAGUUCCUUUAUUUAUCUUUUCCUUGACCAAACAAAAGUUCAAACAUUCGACUACAAUCCCAUUCAAUUACAUGACGAAAUAGUAUGCAUGAUCGAUAUGCAUUAGAAUAGUGCCUCAAUAGUGCACAGAAUAUGAAGGACAACGUUUAGGUAUCUCUCAAAUUGGGUCAUUCGUGAAUUCAAUGAUAGGGGCGCGGCGCCUAAUGAUAAUUCCGUAAUAUUAUCUCUAAGACCCGGCUCUAAUUAACUUAAAAUGGAUGGACAAACGAGGCGUUUGAUGGGUUUGGAGGGAUUGUUCCUCAUCAUCUGCAUCUGCGUGGUUCAUUGUGAGUCGGUGAUCGUCGAUGUGAUAGAUGGAAGGCUGGUCGGUAAAACGAUUACUUUUGACCAAGAGUUCCUCGGAAUCACAACAAAUGUUGAUGUUUUCCUGGGCGUUCCGUUUGCCGAGCCACCAGUCCGAUUUGCAGCCCCUGUACCCAAGGCACCCUGGGAAGGGGAUUGGAAUGCUACAUACUUCAGGGAUACUUGCUCUAAUAAUGUCAUGAGAGAUCCACUUCAGAUGCAGGCCAGCGAAGAUUGUCUCUAUCUCAAUAUCUUCGCUCCAACUCCGAGGCCAACCAAUGCUGCAGUAAUGGUGUACUUCCCGGGAGGAGCAUUCAAGUUUGGUGGUGCUUCAAAUCCUCUCUAUGCAGGCAUCUCAUUGGCUGCUUCAUCUGAUGUCAUUGUCGUCACUGUUGGGUACAGAGUCGGAGUGUUUGGGGUAUUUACUACGGGUGAUGAAGUUGCUCCAGGAAAUUAUGCCAUGUUGGAUCAGGUUGGUGCUUUACAGUGGGUCCAUAGCAAUAUCGAAGCUUUUGGUGGUGAUAGGGAGAAGGUCACAAUUUUCGGGCAAAGUGCUGGUGCCGGGAGUGUUGGUUUCUUACUCCUCUCUAGACUCACUGCUGGAUUAUUUUCACAAGCCAUACUGCAGAGUGGUAGUGCCUUGUCUCCUCGCUACUUCCGCAAUGACCCCGCCGAAGAUCGCCGCGACGCAAUGGAAAUUGCUUCUGCCGUGGGAUGUCCUACUACAGAUGCUGUUGCCAUGGUUACAUGCCUUAGAUCUGUGGAUGAAAUGACUUUGCUGGAAGUGCAAGAUUCGGUCUAUGAUACUGGUUACUUCAUUCGUGUGGAUGGCAUCUUCCUGGAGGACACUCCCGAGAAUCUCCUGUACGGUGAAGACACCAUCCCCCAUCCUGCAGCCAUCAUGGCCGGAUUCAACAAUCAAGAAGGCACUGCCAGCGUGCGCUCCUUCUUCCCCGAGUACAGCAUCAGGGAAACGGGUCCUUUCAUCAAUCGUUCCAUGUUUAGGAGCAUGGUACAUAGCUCCCUCUUGGGUUCCGACAAGCAUUCCAUCGUCAGGCAGUCCAUCUAUCAGGAGUAUGUAGACUGGAGCCAGGCCGACUACAAUGAUCUGGACUAUUUGGAUGCCUAUGUGGCCUUCUACAGAGACUACAUCUGGGCUAGCGGUAGUGAUGCCGCUCUAAGACGUUAUUAUGAGUUAGGCGUUGAAAACGUCUACCAGUAUUAUUUUACUCAUACCCCGAGCAGUUCUUUUUAUCGUUCUGGGCCAGUCAAUCCAACAUGGCUCCAGGCUGGUCAUACGGAAGAGCUCCAGUUUGUAUUUGGAUGGUCAUUUGAUGAGAACAUCUUGGAGUACAAGCAUGAACUGACGGAUCAUGAGAAGACCCUGUCUGCUCAGAUGAUGAAGAUGUGGACCAACUUUGCUAAAUCUGGUGAUCCCACCCGGGAGUCGGCCGACUCUUCUCCUGAUCCCGAGCUACCUGCUUGGGCACCCUACACUAUCCCUGAGCGUCGUUACUUAGAAAUCAGAUUGAAUAACUCAACUACAGAGAGAGCUGUCCAAGCGAGUGGAAUGGCUUUCUGGAAUCGCUAUAUUCCUGAGCUGAGAAAGUUCAUAGAGGGUCUGUCUGACGAUGAAGAAGAAUGGCAAGAGCAGUUUGCUGACUGGCAGCACGGGAUGGACGAAUGGCGGCUUGCUUUUGAUGAAUAUCAGGCAAAACCUACCUGCCCAUAAACAUAAUAUUUCAUGGUUUUUGUGUAAUAGAAAUAGAAAUAAUAAUACAGGAUAAUUAUCUUUUUCACAUAUUUUAAAGGUGCUUAGGGCACUGCUAUAUUACCUUUGUAAAUAUAGGCUAUCAAUUUUGAUGUUCACAACUCAUUUUUGUAAAAAAUAGAUGUUAAGUGAAACAAUGUCAAUAGUACUUAUUCUUUGCCAAAAGAUUUUAAUCCUAGUUAAAUUCUUGUUUGAACCCCCCCCCCCUCCAGAAUGAAUUCAAAGCUUUUGCUCAAAAUUGUACUUAAAGGUAAAUGCUAGUUUUGGUAACGAUAUCAAAAUGAGUUCGUACAGAAUCCAAUGAAAUGACCACCAAAGUGUCUGUUUGUAUAAAUAAAACGCAUGUGCCAAAGGAUUCUGGAAGAAAUUGUGUAAUUGCUGAGAAAUCAGCAAAUAAGCACAGGAUUCGGGUAGAGCGUCGGGCCCGACGCUCAAAGCAAUAAUUAUACACUGUCCCACGUGCGCUUAUCUGUGUUGGGGAAGUUCAGUCUGAACAUUUUUCAGCGUAGAUUUCAAGAUUUCACAAAGUUCAGUUUAUGUAACUGUACCAGAUCUAGAUCCUCGAAGAUAUACUGACAAUUAAGCCUGGUUUUACAGACUUUCUCAUGAAAUCAGUGUUUACUGCAACUACUGGAAUUUCUCUUUAAAGGGCAAUUCCAUAAAGUAUGUCCCUCUAUAAGAGGGACCUUCCCAUGAUAAUUUUUCUUUGCUUUGUGUUGUCUUUUUUAAUAGUCAAAUCCUAAAGUCGAAAACAAAACAAACUUUAAUUUGAUCUCCAGAGAUCAAAGGUGUAUUUUAUGAAAGAUUCUCUUGGAUGUUUUAUCCGAUAGUUGACGUAUUAAAUGUGCUUCUCACUACAUCUCAGACAAUCAAAAUCAAUGAAAGUUGUCCGAUGUGAUAACUUGUCGGACAAAAAUAUUAAUGAAAUGCUCCCCUGACCUUGAAUUACCAGGGGCCUGUAACACAAAGCUUAGCAAUCAUUGUAGAAUAUUUUUCUGUGAUUGAUUGCAUUGAACUACAAUGUAGUCAGUCAUGAAAAUCGAUAAGUUGCUUUUAAACCUUUUGUGUUACGAGACCCUGGUGGUUGCUUCAUAAAGCUGUUCGCAAGUUAAGAGCGACUUUAAGAACAACUGGUGAUCCUCUCUUACAUGCUAAAUAAUCACCAAUGAACAUUUAAUGGUGAAUAUCAUUUACCACAAGGAUUACCAUUCGUUCUUAAAGUCACUCUUAGCUUACGAACAGCAUUAUGAAACGGCCCCCUGUAAGUUUACCACUUUCAAAUCAAUAUUUGACCUUUAGCUUUAAGGAUCUGGAAAUCAAUGGUAAUAAAUAUAAAUAGAACCAGAAUAAGCAGUUCAUACUUCAGUGAUAUUCAAAUAUGGUUUACAGUGCUUUUCAGAAAGUAAUCAAUCUAUUGAUAUUGAUAUGAUAUUGAAAUUGAUGUAUUUUAGAUUCUUGUCAUGACUUGUCUGUACUAUACAACUCACUCCAAACUUCUAAUCAAUGAUUAUCUUUGAUUGGAUGUGUGCAGUCACAUGUAAUUCAGUUUUUUUAGCCUAUGUCACAUUUCUUGUUUGUUUUGAAAAGCAUUCAAUAUUUUACAGUCCAAUCCAACGUCUCUUUCUCUAGCUCUCUCCCUCUCUUUUCGGAGUUGAGUGUUUGUGUCCGAGUGCUACGUUUGUGUGCUUCAUUAUACCAAGGACAUUUUUGCGCAUAUCAGUAGGCACAUUAAAUUGAAAUGACUGCGCAAUUACAUCCAUGAAUCAUUGCAUGUAUAAAUAAAGCAGACAGUUGCUUUCACAUGGGGGAAAGAAAUCCAUAGGGUGUGGCUCCUUUAUUUAUCUUUAUAUAGCAAAAUGGUUGUGAGACAUUAGCAUAUGAAGUAUGUAUUGCUACAUAAAACAAAUAAUGCACGUCUCAUGCAUGUCUUCAUUAUAGACUCCACCCACCCUUGUUGAGGCUGUGUUCAAGCCAUUGCACUCACCUUCAGAAAUUUGUCAAUUGGUUUGAACAGAGCCUAUACUUCAAUUUGAAUAUAUUGGCCAAUUUGUGUUCAAGCACCAUUUGUAUAGGGGAAGGCGGGGUAAGUUGAGCAUAGGGGCAAGUUGAGCCACCAGCCCCAGGCCAAAAAUGAAUGAGUCAGAUAUUAUGGUGGUGUCAUGUAUUGAUGACCCAUUACAUAACCUUUAACCCUACCACAUUGUUUUCACCUUUGAAACAAAAAGUACUUUUUUAGAGGGAAAAAUACAAAUUUCAGCCAAAAAAGUAAAAACGGGUGUGAAAUAGAUAAGUGUUUUUUACACACACACGUCUUUACAUAUAAUAAAGACAUAAGAACAAUAUUGUUAGUCCAGGUAUGGACCUUCAUUCUUGUCAUAGUCUUUUACAUGAUGAAUGCAUAAGAAAUGUGUGGAUGUGAAAUUAUUGCAUUAAGUUCGGACUGGGGUAAGUUGAGCCAGCCAACAUGGGGCAAGUUGAGCCAUGGUAAUUCUUAUGGUAAUGUAAAUAAAAAAACAAUCAAACCUUAAAAAUCCAUCGAUAUGCAGGCAGAAAAGAGCAAAUUCACAUGACAGUUCUUUUUACUUUUAGAGAAUGUUAGUAUUUAUAGAGAAUUAGCAAGUGAAAAGACUUUAAAUGAAAUAUUGACAUGCUGGUUCUUCUCUCAUUCAUUUUGUACAUGUAGUUUUUGUGGCUCAACUUACCCUAGAAGGUGGCACAACUUACCCCACAGAUGGGGCAAGUUGUGCCACUUGACAUCGUUUUUUUCAAAGGUCACAAAAACUUUCUGUGUGGGGGUAGAAAGUUGUAUAUAGGUGAAAAAGAUUUCCCAAGAAUCAUAUUUAAAGGCGAGGUACUUAUUUCUACAAUAUCAUUAGUCAUAUCAAUUCUAUCAUGCAAAAUGCAAAAAGUGUCUCAACUUACCCCGCCUUCCCCUACCUUUGUAUUUUUUAAAAUAAUUUGUAUCAUUUCAAAUGUAUUGAAGAGUGCCAAGGAUACUAAUCAGAUAAAAAUAUUUCUGAUUAAAAAAAAAGAGUGCUAAAGUUAACUGUGUCAAUCCUUUAUUCAUCUCUGAAAUAUAUAUACUAUCAUGCAGAGAUACAAAGAUUCUAUGGGACUUUUGCAUACAUUUAUUCAAUAUUUCAUCUGUGCCUUCGAGAUUUUAUGUGUGUGAACUUGACAGUACUAAUUUUGAAAAUGUGAAAAAAAAUAAAUAACAUUUUUGUUGUUUAGAAAUGAAUGUUAGAUGAAAACUUAAUACAUAGUAUUCAACAGAAGUGAGUACAAACCUCACAAAAAACCCACAAAAUUUUCAGUGCAACUCUUUACUUAACUAUUUUCUUUUAAAAACUCAAAACAAUAAAAGAAUAGUGAAUACAUAACAAUGUACAUCAUUUAAUAUGACAAUGUAGCAUUUAACCGAACGAGAGCUACAUACAAAGUUAUGGAUAAUAAUUGACAUAUCCAUUAGGGCUGUACUCACUUCUGUUAGAUAUUAUAUAUAUGAUAAAAUGUAUGGAAGUCCUGUAAAUGUAUUUCACUUUCAUUCUAUGAACAAAUGAGAGCAAUGUGACAUGUUUUUCUAAUAACUGGUCAAAUCAGCAUUAUUUUUUAUAUUACUACUUUAUAUAUUUUCAGCAUGUUUUUUCUAUUUUUCAAUAAAAAUGUUUCAGCGAUGAAA